GCAUUGACCCCUUUUCCUAUGGAUGGGACUACGGAAGAGCGUUUGGAUGCUUUUAUCAAGAUAUCCGAGGCACAGCGCAAACUCAUUCAUAAUGUGAUGCCCAUUCUCACUCGCCACGGUUUGAACCCAUACCAGAAUUCAUCGCAAGAAGCUGGUGCUAGCUCUUUCACUGCCAACCAUUCACGGUCUGCAUCCUAUUCAGAUGCAGACCGUGGCGCCUUUGUCCACCAAAUGAAUCUUGAAUCCAAGCGAAAUACUGCUGCUACUUGUGAAUUGGAACAACGUUUGACAGAUGCAUUGAAAGAAUUGAAUGCGUUGCGGAUUGAAAAUGAGGAAUUGCGGAAGACGGACGGUGCACUUUCGUCAUCUAGAUUACCACCUCCUUGAUCUGAUGUCCUUGUGACAUGCUAGUAGACUUUGUACGCUCGCAUUUCCAAGUGAUUUUACACUUUUACCGACUAUUAAUUUAGCUGUUCAUUGAUACCAUUUUCCCGACAAUCUAUUUGCGUGAUAUCUUGCAUCAUUCUAUUUUAUUUUCCUGCCUCUUGCUUAUGAUGUACAAGUUUGAGGUUUGCUUCUGAUGCAACUUCACCUUUUAUUCAAGUUUGACUAGGAACUGAUCAUACUCUUUCAUUUUUCAUACGCAUGAUUCAGUAGUUGAUCCGUACUCCAAGUUUGCAAUUUUGUAAUGCAUUGCCAUACACAAACUUGCUCUUUUCCAAUAUAGUUUUAUUCAGCACAAGCG
Messenger RNA from Batrachochytrium dendrobatidis JAM81, 745 nucleotides. RefSeq lists its product as uncharacterized. Lineage: Eukaryota; Fungi; Chytridiomycota; Chytridiomycetes; Rhizophydiales. The transcript has a single exon. The coding region runs from base 19 to 387 and encodes 122 amino acids. The record is from RefSeq and is a predicted model, not a curated record.